This is a messenger RNA of Alosa sapidissima (American shad), 2259 nucleotides long. RefSeq names its product zinc-binding protein A33-like. Bases 53 to 1579 code for a protein of 508 amino acids. The record is from RefSeq and is a predicted model, not a curated record. Gene Ontology annotation, molecular function: zinc ion binding; protein binding. Lineage: Eukaryota; Metazoa; Chordata; Actinopteri; Clupeiformes; Clupeidae. The transcript has 6 exons.
CAAGCCUGAAGUAAUAUUUCUCACUGUGAGUAUACACAUUUCUCAGACGAAUAUGGAUACGGACUUGGAGGGCGCUGCGCUAGAGGAGCUUCAUAAAGAACUUACCUGUCCCGUAUGCCUUGACUUGUUCCGCGAGCCGGUUAUCCUAGAGUGCGGUCAUCACUUUUGUCGUGCUUGUAUUGGUAGGUGUUGGGAGGCAAAGUCUGAAGACGAAUCGACUUGCCCUCAGUGCCGUAAGACAUGCUCCAAAAGACUGAGACCAAAUUCACUUCUUUGUAACGUUGUGGACAGUGUGCGCCGCGCGAGAGCAAUGGACGACGCGCGGCCGAAGGACCCCCAACCAGCACAGAGGAGUCAAUCACCGGAGGCGUCCACCUCCAGUUGUAGCGGUGAGGACUCCGAAACCAAAAUUGAACCUGACAUGUGUCUUGAACACGAGGAGAAAUUAAAGCUCUACUGUGAAGAUGACCAGGUGGCAAUCUGUCUUGUUUGCGGGAUGUCCCGGGACCACAAGACUCACAACGUAAUUCCCAUCAACGAGGCUUUUGAAAAUUACAAGGAAAAGCUGUGUCUUGCGCUUGAACGAGUCGGGGAACAGAGGAAGGAGGCCGCUGCUUAUCAAUUCCAGACAAAUGACACCAUCUUGCUCCUCAAGGAACGAGCUGGGGAACUGGAUCACCAGAUCAGCACUGAGUUCCAGGAACUUCGUGACUUCCUGUCACGACAGGAAGAGGAAAUGAAAGCGCGACUCCGACAAGCCAAAGAGCAGAAACUGGGGCAGCUGAAUGACUUGCUCACCCAAACCACUGAGCAGAUGAGUGAACUGGACCUCGCUGCCAAAACAAUACACACCAAACUCAACGAGGAAGAGAACCCCAAACUGCUUACAGGAGUUAAAUGUUUCAUUGAGAGUGCGGAGUGUGUGUUUGAGAAGCCUCAGGGUGUGUGUGCAGAGCUGCCAGAGGGGGAAUUUGUAGGCCCACUGCAGUAUCGAGUCUGGAAGAAAAUGAACUCAGCCUUGAAGCCAGUGGUGGAGCCGGUGGUCUUGGACCCCUCCACUGCCUACCCCCGCCUCCACGUCUCCCCGUGUGGGCGGAGCGUGAGAGUUGGGGAGAUCCAAUCAGGUCUGCCGAACAACCCUGAGCGCUUCACCCUCUACAACAUCGUGCUGGGCACGGAGCCCUUCACCGAGGGCCGCCACUACUGGGAGGUGGAGGUGGGGGCCAAGACGGCCUGGGGCCUGGGCGUGGCUGCUGCCUCGGUCAACCGCAAGGAGGAGAUCAGCUUGUGCCCGGAGGACGGCUUCUGGACGCUGGUGCUGAGCAACGGCAGCGAGUACGAGGCAUGCACCAGCGCCGAGGAUUGCCCACUGAACCCCAGUCGCCAGCCCGACUGCGUUGGCAUCUACCUGGACUACGACCGUGGCCUGGUGACCUUUUACGAUGCAGGAGAUAUGAGUCACCUGUUUACGUUCAGUGAAGCACACUUUACUGAGCCAGUCUACCCCUACUUCAACCCCUGGCCCAUUAUCAACGGCCGCAACCGGGAACCUCUCACCAUACGCACACCUCUGUUCUAGUGGGCUGUUGAAUAGAGCCUCUGACCAUACGCACACCUCUGUUCUAGUCGGCUGUUGAGUAAAAACCCCUCACCAUAUGCACACCUCUGUUCUAGUGAGCUCUUGAGUGGAACCUCUCACUAUAUGCACACCUCUGUUCUAGUGAGCUGUCGCUAAGCCAGCUGAGUAGUUAAACCAUGGCAACCCAAGGAACAUAGAGUAUAUCCAACAUAUAACUGAAAACUGGUGUCACUCACAUUAACUCUACAUGUACUGUAGGCUGCAUAGCCCUACCAAUAUGGUGUAGUAUAUGGCCACAGGAAUGAGAGGUGAUUUUGAUGAAAAAUGGUCUCAAAUAUAGAUCAGGUUGUCACCACUUGUCCACCAGGUGCCCUGGCAGCUUUCAUUGAUGCAGACACUGAUAUAUGAAGAUAUAACAAUGCACAAUACUAACACAUUUGACUCUUUUUUUGUGUGUUUGUGACUAAUAUUUGUCAUCUGCAGAUCCAGAUUAGUGUUAGGUGCUGGGAGAUGAUGCUGGGAGAGGGGGCUAAAAAUUAUAAAGAUAAGUUUGAUCUUCUCUUCCACUAGCACUGCUCCACUAACCUGACUCUCGCCAGAUGAAUUUCGCUCCGCCUAGCUCCACUCACAUCCAUCUGGGAUCGCUUCCGUUGAGAGUGAUUUCGGCACGAGAUUGUAUG